AUGCCGAUCAAACGGUUCCACGAGUGCUCGAGGAUGCUGCGGUUUGACGACCGCGAGACCAGGGCCGCCAGACUGGCCUCGGACAAACUCGCGGCCAUACGGGACGUGUGGGACGAGUGGGCGCGACGGCUGCCUCUCCUCUACGACCCGGGCCCCGACGUGACCGUGGACGAGCAGCUGGUUGCCUUUCGCGGUCGAUGCUCCUUCCGCCAGUACAUGCCCAGCAAGCCCGCCAGGUACGGGCUCAAGGUGUGGGCGGCCUGCGACGCCGAGUCCAGCUACGUGUGGAAAAUGCAGAUCUACACGGGCAAGUCCUCCUCUGCCUCGGAGAAGGAGAAGAACCAGGGCGCCCGUGUAGUGAUGGACCUGACCGAGGGGCUGAGCGGCCCGUGCAACAUCACGUGCGACAACUUUUUCACCUCCUACGAACUGGCCCGGCGGCUCCUCGACGAGCGGGGACUCACCGUGGUGGGCACGGUGCGCAAAAACAAGCCCGAGCUGCCGCGCGCCCUGCUCGACGCCAAGGGCCGCGCCGUAUUCUCGUCCAAGUUCGCCUUCACGCCCGCCGCCGCUCUCGUCUCCUACGUGCCCAAGAGGAACGGGAACGUGCUGCUGCUGAGCACCCUGCACGCGGGGCCCCCGCGACUCGGCCCCGGCAGGCGCGCCAAACCUGACGUCAUCCUGCACUACAACGCCACCAAGGGCGGCGUGGACAACCUGGACAAGCUCGUCGGCACGUACAGCUGCCGCAGGAAGACCGGGCGCUGGCCCCUCGCCGUGUUCCACAACGUCCUCAACGUGUCCGCCUACAACGCCUUCGUGCUGUGGCGCGAGCUCAGGCCCGAGUGGAUGCGCGGCAAGCUCAACAAGAGGAGGGCCUUCCUCGAGCGGCUGGGCGGGGAGCUCGUGACUCCGCUCGUCGAGAGACGCCGGCGUCUGCCUCGCACGGAAGCCUCCGCUGCGCUCGUCAAAAAAGCGGCGGUUGCGAGGUCCUCGGCCGCCUCAGCCGAGGCUGAGGCCGAGGAGGAUGAGGCUGAGGAGGAGGCUGAGGAGGACCAUGGCGACGGCCCCGGGCGCGCGGAACCGGACGCCGCCGCUCCUACGGGGCCCGGCAAGCGGAAGAGGUACAGAGGUCAGCGCUGUACCAGGAGCAAGGACCGCAAAACCCGCACCGUGUGCUGCGGUUGCGAGAGAUACAUCUGCGGGAGCUGCGUGAGGGCCUACUGCCCGGAAUGCGUGGACCCGUAG
Messenger RNA from Perca flavescens (yellow perch), 1248 nucleotides. RefSeq names its product piggyBac transposable element-derived protein 4-like. The transcript is spliced from 2 exons. The coding region runs from base 1 to 1248 and encodes 415 amino acids. The record is from RefSeq and is a predicted model, not a curated record. Lineage: Eukaryota; Metazoa; Chordata; Actinopteri; Perciformes; Percidae.